Messenger RNA from Penicillium brevicompactum, 1119 nucleotides. RefSeq lists its product as uncharacterized. The transcript is spliced from 2 exons. The record is from RefSeq and is a predicted model, not a curated record. Bases 1 to 1119 code for a protein of 372 amino acids. Lineage: Eukaryota; Fungi; Ascomycota; Eurotiomycetes; Eurotiales; Aspergillaceae.
AUGGCCCAAACAGCCAUGAGCAGGCUCUUCCUCCAGAGCUCGGUGCGCCAAUCUAUCCUGAGACCCGCGCAGGUCCGCAACUAUGGUUCGAACGCAGUCAUCCCGAGUUUCACCUCAACACCCUCAACCGAACUCAAUGCCGCUCUCCAACGAUUCCGCGAGGAGGUUUUCAUUCCCUACGGACUUCCCGUGCGCCAGCAGAAGAGCGUGUUCAAGCCGAAAUACGCUAAGCAGUUGGAGCAUGAGCCCGUUGUCGUGAAGAUCAGCGAGACCGAAGAAUACACCCUGACCCCUAAGAAGCGCCACGAACUCCCCUCAAAGAAGGAGGCCAUGGAGGUUCUCCACAUGAUGGUCUCUACCGGAGAGUUCGGCAACCUCCCGGCCUUCCUGGCUGGACUUAAGAUGUCUGGAUACGCCGUCAGCUCCAACCGAUGGGAGUACAUCAUCCGCAAGGCCAGCUAUGCGGGUAAGCUUUCCAUCAUCGCCGAAGUCGCCCGACGCGGUCCCGCCACUGGCCUUUCCCUUGCCGACAAGAACAUCGCUCGCGUUCUUUUCUUCGAGCUUCACCAGACUGCCUCGCGCGCAAGCUUCGAGGGCGAGCAGACCGCCCAGGCUCUCAAGCUGGCCGAGGACUUCGCUUUCAUGAUGAACCAGGAGUUCCACUCCACCAAGGAUGUCACUACCGACCCCAAGUGCCAGCCUUUCGUCAUUGGAACUCUUUUGGAACUUGCUUGUGCCAAGAGCAUGGAUAAGAAUGCGCCAAGCGAGAAGGAGCUCGCCCCCUCCGCCAAAAUCGGUUUCCGUAUUCGUGACUAUGCCAAGAAGCUGGAUGCCAGCUGGUCCCUUCUCAACCAGGAUGUCGAGGCAAGCACUCUCCCCGAGCUGGUUGUCAGUAUCCAGGAGAACCUUGCCGUCUACAAUGGUUUGCUCCUGGCCCCACAGACCCGCAAGGCCGCCGAGGAGUCCAAGACCUUCGAGUCCCGUGCCCUCAAGCUCCAAAAGACCCUGAUUCCUCAAUUGCAGCGAGUCAAGAACAGCCAGCUUACUAGUGACCUCGUGUCUCAGCAACUUCUGAGGAAGGCACCUCAGGCCAAGGCUGAGGCUAAGGUUGAAGCUUAA